UCGGACGGGGCAGGGCCGGGAAGGCGGCGGGGCGGGGACAGCGGCCAUCAUGGCGCUGCGCGGCGCCGCCGGCCGCUGCCGCUGGCUCGGCCGCACACUGGCCGUGCCGGGGCCAGCCCGGCUCCCGCCGCCGCCGCCUCCUCCCGCCUCAGCCCUGCCGCUGCGCCCCGCCGCGCGGUUCGCCAGCACCGCCGGGCAGGGUCCGGAGGCCGAGGGCCCGCCGCGUCGGGUGGUGGUGGUGAGGAUCACCAGCCCCUUCGCCUGGCUCCGCACCCGCUUCUGCUACCUCCUCAUCCGCCUCUACUUCGACCCGGAGUUCCGCACCGAGGAGUUCACGCGGGGCGCCAAGCAGGCCUUUUCUGUUGUUUCAAAGCUGCUGUCUCAGCGUAAACUUGACCUCCUGGAUGAACUUGUAUCAGCAGAGGUACUUCAGGUGCUGAAGGAAAAGAUUUCUUUGCUCCCUGACAACCACAGGGAUGCUUUAGCAGCUGACAUUGAUGCAAUCAUGUACACAACAGAAGGAGAUGUUCGCAUUUACUAUGAUGAUGAUGGAAGAAAAUUUGUUAGCAUCCUGAUGCGUUUCUGGUAUCUGAAUGGUGCUAACCUACCUGAUGAAGUACCAGGUGAAACCAAAGUUUUCCAGAUUGUAUUUGGAGAUGAAAGCACAAAAGAAAAGAGGCAUCUUUUAACAGCAAACUAUGAGUUCCAAAGAGAAUUUACAGAAGGAGCAAAACCAGACUGGACAAUAACACGGAUUGAACAUCCAAGGCUAUUGGAAUAAAUGCCCUCUACAGUCUUUUUGUGUACCACUGUAUAUGUUCUGAUGUAACAGAUAUCAGGCUUUUUCUGGUCUCUUUUUUUUCCUUUCCUUCCUUCUCAUCCAAAGGAGGAAUGAAUUUUAUAUGUUUGAUCUCCAAAAAUUGUUUCUGAAACUUACACUAUGCUGCAGCAUUACAAUAAAGCCUUUUCCCUGGA
Tyto alba (common barn owl) is the source of this 975-nucleotide messenger RNA. RefSeq names its product matrix AAA peptidase interacting protein 1 (gene MAIP1). Lineage: Eukaryota; Metazoa; Chordata; Aves; Strigiformes; Tytonidae. The transcript has 5 exons. The record is from RefSeq and is a predicted model, not a curated record. Gene Ontology annotation, molecular function: ribosome binding. Gene Ontology annotation, cellular component: mitochondrial inner membrane. Bases 50 to 781 code for a protein of 243 amino acids. Gene Ontology annotation, biological process: protein insertion into mitochondrial inner membrane from matrix; inner mitochondrial membrane organization.